UUUUAGCCCAUUAACCCAGUCACACAUUCAGUUCAAGCUCAGUUUGCAGCCUUCAGUUUAGAUUUAAGUUUACGAUACAAGUCGAUCGCAACGCAACACAAUGCCCAAAUUUUCACCGAAGCGUUUCAUUAGCGAAGUGAAGCCAAGUGCCCGCGGCGACCACACGCCGAACAUCGCGGGUUUCACCAACUCGAGGACUUUGCGAUCGGUGUACAGUGCAAACGAAAUGGGAUCCACGACUCUCCGGACCAAGGGCAUCGGUGGUCAGCCGCCUCGCGUGUGGAACUCGAACAAACCGAGGGUGGCGAAGGUGGCGAACAAGACGUACAAGGUCUACGCCAAGCAGCAGACUCCGUUGGCGAGCAAGGAGGGAUCCAGGACGAUCAUCCGGCAGUGGGUGGAUCCCCCGUACCCCGUUCCUCGGCCAAAGAAGGAGAGGAACCAGUACGGAGGACCGCCCAACUACGAGUCGUUCUACGUGCCCUUCGGCCAAGAUAAAAGCAGCAAGGCGGCGGGGUCAUCGAAUAAGGCUUUCUUUGUCCCACUGGAGGAUAACCGCGAGCUGCCGCAGCUCCGACUUCAUCAAAAGCACAAGCAGAAGGUCUUGGCAGAAGUGGAUGCCCAGUGGCGGAGGACCGAAGAGGAGAAAAUGGCUAGGAAACUCUGCAAUUUGGGUUUCCAAACGGAGCCGCAUUGCAGAGCUUUCCAGCGAUUGCGGCCGGCGGGAGAGCGGUUCGCCGGUAAGAUUGGGGAGAUGGUCAACCUCAUUGCGGAGGUGAAGUCGCGCCGGCAGAAGGCCGACGCGCAGAUGUCCGUGGAGAACGUGCCACUGCUUCCGCCGCCGCCGCAGUUUGCCGAGGAUGCCAAGGAGUCCAGAAAGCGACUGCUGUUCCAACGCUCGCGCACGGAGACGCUCUUCUCAACGCUGGAUUGCGACUCCUCGCAGUACAAGUACGCCUGCCGUCUGCCCUACGUCCGGGAUCCCGCCCAUCCCGAUGUCAUCCGACCAAGACUGAGCCGAUUCUCCUCCACCUGUCCGAAGUCGCGGAAGAUCUAGGUUGAUUCGAUAGGCAUUCGAUCGCUUAGUUCCCCUCCCUUUAUAUUUUGUUACUUGCGGAACACCGAUGCAAAAAAUGCCCAAUUUAUUGCUUUCCAAUUGCCUUCAAACCUGUGAAUAAUAAAUAUUCCCGAGCGCGUUUAUAAGAAAAUA
Drosophila ficusphila is the source of this 1210-nucleotide messenger RNA. RefSeq lists its product as uncharacterized. Lineage: Eukaryota; Metazoa; Arthropoda; Insecta; Diptera; Drosophilidae. The transcript has a single exon. The record is from RefSeq and is a predicted model, not a curated record. Bases 101 to 1057 code for a protein of 318 amino acids.